AGGGACCAAGUUUGGGAAAGGCAUUUUGGUGAAGUUCAAGUAUUGGCUCUUUGCUUUUCAAUUAUUUCAGUGAUAGACAAAUUCUUCUCAAAUCUCAUUUGUUGGAAGAGAUAACAUUACAAUGGCUUGUUUCUCAAACAUAGGUGCCAUUUGCAAAGUUACAUCUCCUAUUUCUCUUAGUAUUAGAGCUCUGUUUCCUACUUACCCCAGUUGCACUCAUUCCCAAAUCUCUCCCUCUCGUUCUUGCAGAUUUGGUAUCAAAAGCAGUUACGCUGAAGCUGUUAGAGAGAAUACUAACUCGGGUGCAAUUGAUGUUGAAGCAGAUGUGAAGAGUGAACGAAUUGUAGUUAUAGGAGGCAGCGGCUUUGUUGGCUCUGCAAUAUGCAAGGCUGCAGUAUCAGAGGGUAUAGAGGUCACAAGUCUGAGCAGGUCGGGUCGUCCCUCUUACACAGGCUCAUGGGUGGAUCAAGUCAAUUGGAUGACAGGAGAUGUUUUCUAUGCAAACUGGGAUGAAGUACUUGUUGGGGCUACUGCAGUUGUUUCAAGUUUGGGAGGUUUUGGUUCUGACGAACAAAUGCAGAGGAUCAAUGGUGAAGCUAAUAUUGUAGCUGUCAAUGCUGCUAAAGAAUAUGGGACUCCUAAGUUCAUAUUUAUUUCUGUGCAUGAUUACAAUCUACCAUCAUUCCUCCUUCAAUCAGGCUACUUCACAGGGAAAAGAAAAGCAGAAUCAGAAAUUUGUUCCAAAUUCCCUAACUCAGGUGUUGUUCUUAGACCUGGCUUUAUAUAUGGGAAGAGGAAGGUUAACGGCUUUGAGAUCCCUCUAGAUUUGAUUGGAGAACCUCUUGAGAAAUUGUUACGUGCAACAGAAAGCUUCACUAAGCCAUUGAGUUCGCUGCCAGCAUCCGAUUUAGUUUUAACCCCUCCUGUUAGUGUGGAUGAUGUUGCUUAUGCAGUGAUAAAUGCUGUUAAGGAUGAUGACUGUUUUGGCAUUUUCACCAUUGACCAAAUCAAAGAAGCAGCAAAAGGAGCUAAGGUGUAAGAGGUUUACAUUUAAAAGAAAAACGAUAUACGUCUUGUAACGGAAGUGUUUGUGUAGAAUAUGUAAAAUCUCUGGCUUAUGCUAUCCAGAGCAGUGUAAAGUAUAUACAGUGCAGAUAUUGGACCUUUUGAUGCCAAAA
Lycium ferocissimum is the source of this 1178-nucleotide messenger RNA. RefSeq lists its product as uncharacterized. Gene Ontology annotation, cellular component: mitochondrion. NCBI's taxonomy places the organism in Eukaryota, Viridiplantae, Streptophyta, Magnoliopsida, Solanales, Solanaceae. The transcript has 7 exons. The coding region runs from base 122 to 1039 and encodes 305 amino acids. Gene Ontology annotation, molecular function: protein-containing complex binding. The record is from RefSeq and is a predicted model, not a curated record.